GAGGCCCCCCGCAGUCCGCAUCUCAGCCCCCAGGGAGAGGAAGAGGAUCGCCCACUUUCCCAGCCCUUGCUUGGACACAGGUCCCACAGAUGCCAAGAGAACCCUGGCGGCCAGCAGCCACCAACGCUCCGAUGGCUCCAAGGUCGGCACACAGCCAUGGAAGACGCACAACAGGUCAGGGAUGGCAUACAGGACCUCCACCACCGACAGCUCUAAGCGAAUCGCCCAUCGUCCAUCCUUACGGAGUCUGAAGAAACCCAUCCUCCUCCGAAAGUCUGGGUGCCGAGUCCCCACCGUCAUCCGCCGAGGCUAUCUCCAACUGCUCACCAAAGAGUGUCUCCAGUUCUGCGCCUCCGAGCAGGAGGCGAAGGAGAAGGCGCUGAACGAGGAGAAGGUGGCCCACGACCGCAGCCCCAACAAGAACGUCUACCUGAAUGUGGUGCUGAACGCCCUCAAGAGACUGAAGGGCCUGACCCCCAGCUCCAUGCCCGGCCUCAGCAGGACCGCUCUGUACAGCCGCCUCCAGGACUUCCUGCUCACUCGGGAGCAGCUCAAGGAGAACGGCUACCCCUUCCCGCACCCCGAGCGGCCCGGAGGCGCCGUCCUCUUCACUGCCCAGGGGAAGGGGCCAGGCGACUCCUCCCGCAGGGUCUGCUGCCGCUGUGGCACCGAGUACCUGGUGUCCCCUUCGGGCCGCUGUGUACGCGACCAGGUGUGUUACUACCACUGGGGGAGGGUCCGCUCCAGCCAAGUGGCCGGAGGCCGGCUUACCCAGUACACCUGCUGUGCAGCCGCUCCUGGCUCCGUGGGCUGCCAGGUGGCAAAGCAGCACGUGCGGGACGGCCGCAAGGAGAGCCUGGAUGGCUUCGUGAAGACCUUCAAGAAAGAGUUUUCCAGAGACGCUUAUCCCGGAAUCUACGCCUUGGACUGUGAGAUGUGCUACACCACGCACGGCCUAGAGCUGACCCGUGUCACCGUGGUGGACGCCGACAUGCGGGUGGUGUACGACACCUUCGUCAAGCCCGACAACGAGAUCGUGGACUACAACACCAGGUUUUCCGGCGUGACCGAGGCCGACGUCGCCCAGACCAGCAUCACGUUGCCGAAAGUCCAAGCCAUCCUGCUGAGCUUUUUCAGCGCCCAAACCAUCCUCAUCGGGCACAGCCUGGAGAGCGACCUGCUGGCCCUGAAGCUGAUCCACAGCACCGUGGUGGACACGGCGGUGCUCUUCCCGCACUACCGGGGUUUCCCCUACAAGCGCUCCCUAAGGAAUCUCACGGCCGACUACCUCGGACAGAUCAUCCAGGACAGCCAGGACGGGCACGACUCCUGCCAGGACGCAAACGCCUGCCUGCAGCUGGUGAUGUGGAAAGUCCGAGAGCGCGCCGGGAUCCAGCGAGGCCACCCGUCCGCCUCUCCCGCCGCCCUGGCCUGUCCUCAGACCCAGGCCUCUUCCACAACUGCGAUCGCUCCCGAGAGCUAACC
Macaca mulatta (Rhesus monkey) is the source of this 1485-nucleotide messenger RNA. Lineage: Eukaryota; Metazoa; Chordata; Mammalia; Primates; Cercopithecidae. The record is from RefSeq and is a predicted model, not a curated record.